AUGAGAAAACGAAUGUCACCUGAACUACGUCAAAGAUUUUUUCGUCAAGUGUAUAGAUUAGUGAAAUUAGAUCCUAGAGUUCAUCGUGGACAAAGUCUUAUACAUUUAGCAUGUUCACCGGAAACUUCAACUGUUGGUCGUUUUGUUAUCUGUCCUUUUCCAAAUGUAAAUGUUUUAUCAUUAUUAUUUGAAUUGGGAGCUGAUGCUAAUUGUGCUGAUGUUGAUGGUCAACGUCCUAUUGGUCAUGUUCUUGCACAACGUCGAUUAAAAAGUUCUGAUCAUGCUUCACUUAUACAAACUCUAGUUAAAUGUGGAGCACAUUUGGAUGCUACUAAUCGUAAUUCAUUAACUAUACUAUAUCAACGUUUUCAUCAUGUACUCACUGAAUCUCGUGUACAAAUAUUGAAUCAUGUAACUUUAGCAUGUCAAGCUGCUCGUGUAGCAAAUCGUUAUGGAUUGACUGCAUCGAAUCCAUCAGUUCAAGCCUAUUUACCAAAUAGUCUAUUAGCUUUCUUACAAAUGCAUCAAUGA
Messenger RNA from Heterobilharzia americana, 531 nucleotides. Lineage: Eukaryota; Metazoa; Platyhelminthes; Trematoda; Strigeidida; Schistosomatidae. The record is from the annotation of a GenBank genome assembly.